Beta vulgaris subsp. vulgaris (sugar beet) is the source of this 6213-nucleotide messenger RNA. RefSeq lists its product as hypothetical. Bases 3762 to 5570 code for a protein of 602 amino acids. The record is from RefSeq and is a predicted model, not a curated record. NCBI's taxonomy places the organism in Eukaryota, Viridiplantae, Streptophyta, Magnoliopsida, Caryophyllales, Amaranthaceae. The transcript has 7 exons. Gene Ontology annotation, molecular function: chromatin binding.
UUUUCACCUCCUCCGAACUACAGCAGGUCAGUAAUACUCUCUCAAUUUCUCUCUUCCUCUGGCAAUUACUUUUCAAUUGUACAUUUCUGCAUUUUUGUGAUGAUCUUGGAUGUAUAAGUGUACAACUAAUUUGCAUUGUGAAGUUUGCAGCCGUGGUUAGUUUGCUAGUAAUUUGCAUUGUUUAAAUUCUCAUCCUUUUGUGUUUCUGAGAGUUUUGCUGAUUCGAGUUUCUUCCUAACUUGAGAAGCAGCUUCGUUAUCGGAUUUGGACACUUGAUUUAGUUUGAUCUGUAUGGAGUUGCGAAAUUCAAUUUAAGUAUCGUUUGAAGUGCUGAUAAUUUUUGAGGCCUUUGACAUCUAUUAGGUGUACUGAUUUUACUGUGUUUUCCUUGUUAAUGUUAUUGAUAUAGGAUUAUUAGCUCGUCCUCACUUCGAGUUUCAUGAUUAGGUUUUUUGAACUAUUAACUUUAUAAUGUUUAUGUAUUUAGUUAGUUUGUAUUUGGUUCAUCUGUUCACUUUGUAUAAAUUGCUGUGUGGAAGAAUUUUUUUGAUGUAUAUAUAGUUGUGUUAUGGUGGACACUGAUUGGGGAUCAAAUGGUGCUCUUAUCGGACGAUAAAUGGUGGAAUUCAGAAUCGUUGAUGAGAGGUUUUCUUGGUAAACUGAAACUCAGUUAGUACUACAUGAUUAAAGUACGAAUAUCUGUUAACUUUGAUCAAAGUUGUGUCACCUUUCUCAUUCAUCAUCAAAUUAUAUUUAUACAUCCUAAAGGACAAAGUCGUACUCGAUUACAAACUAGGAAUAAUAAUCCUAAAUAAUGUCAUAAGCCAUAUAGAGUCUUGACACCCCUCAAGGUGGAGCGUGCAAAUUCCGACACCCCACUUUAACAACAAGAACUCAAACUCAGUCCUACCAAGAGCUUUAGUAAAAAUGACUUGGUAGGAACAUAAGAGGGAGUAACAAGCCCCUGCAUCACGAACAAACAAAGUGACAAUCAGUUUUAAUAUGUUUAGUUCGCUCAUGAAACACUGAACAGUUAGCUAUAUACAAAGUAGAUGGACUAUUACAAUAUAAUGCUGAACUCCAAGAUCACCCAGUACUUGCUUGACCCAUUUCAAUUCACAAUCUAAAGCAGCCAUAGAAUGAUAUUCUGCUUUUGCAGAGGAACGAGAUACCGUAGGCUACUUCUUGGUCUUUCAGGAAACUAGAGAAUAUCCUAGUAUAACAGACCAGCCACUUAGGGAAGGUUUUGUAAUAGGACAACUAAGCCAAUCAGAAUCACACCAUCCUUCUAGGCGGAGAUCACUUGACCGGGCUCAUCCUUUUAUGUUGAGGUCAGUGCAAGUCUGUCUAUGAUUAAGAGUCUAGGUGGUGUUGAAGCUGGCAGAACGAAAUAAAAUGUUGUCCUGGAUUUUUCUUCAAAUAUCUGACAACUCUAAGAGCUGCCUCUUGUAAUUAAUUUGGACCAUAAUUUAAGAGGGCCUAGUAUGCUCGCAGAAUUGUUGAAAUUCAAGCAAAAGAUCACAAGGUAUGUGUUCUUUAGUAUGAUAGAGCAACAAGCCAUCAUCUUUCAUGGUCGAUGAUGUGACCGCAUUUAUCAUUUUGGUUGGUGCUACCCCUAAAUCAAAAAUUUGGACUCCAUUGUCCAUAAUCCAUGGAUUAGUACCUAUAAGCCUCAUAAAGGCCUCCAAAUAGAUUAAUUACAUGGAAUUGAACCAGUAAACAUACUGCUAAAAGGUAAUUGUGAGAGAAAAAAUCCCAUAAUUCAAAUUAGAAGAAAUUUUGGACAGUUUUCUGGAGUGAACUUUCUUUUGAAUAAGUUUCACAUCCCACUUCACUGGGUCUUUGAACCUGGGAAGCGAUCAGUUGGCCACCUCAGAAUCGAUGCCAGGGACAUUCAGGAUGGAAGGAAGACUGAAAACAAGCGUACUUUAUUCAUAAUUAUAAGCAUAGAAAUCCUAUACCAUCUUUUUAAUUAUUUGGGUGUUUGGGCUUUUACUCUAAAUUUGGCUUACCGGAGCAACGAUGUUUCUUUUCAAAUAUUCAAAUGUGGAUUUUGUUUAGCUUGAUUCUAAUAUAAUGAAGGCAGUUUGCUUCUCUCCACAUGAAAAAGUUUCUCUUCCAUUGUUGGUAAUAUCUCCCUCCAAAAUACAGAAGGCUUAAAUUUCUCUCUUUCUUAACUUCUCACCAACACCCUUUUCAAAAUUUCCUCCCAAUGCAGCAGUGCCCUAGUACUUAUUUAAGUAGAUCCUUGAUGAAAUGUUCUACUUAAUCUAGAAUCUGAUAUUUGUCCCUCCUUUUUCUUUGAUAUCUACCAAUUGCAUGUAUUAUGGUUCUACCAUAGAGAUCUAGACUUAUAAUUCUUUCACAAAUAUGGGUUUGGACCAUGGAAUUAAAUCUCUCCCGCUCCGUACAGAACGGCCGUUCUGUAACGGAUUUUGGAUUUACCAUUCCGCGAAAUCUCGUUACGGAACGCCAUAAUAAAAAUCACAUACUAUUCGCCGCGUUAGAACGCUUUUAUCCCCGUUACAUCCGUUCUUUUCAAACAUUGUUCAAAAAUAUUUUAUGAUUUAAUUAUAUAGCUGAUGAAACAUGAUAUUCUGAUAGAUUUGAUUAUCUUAUGUUGUAAUAAUGCUUCAUAAACUAAAGCAAUGCAAAUAAGGUUAGAACUUAUUAAUGCGAAUUUUUUUAAAAAAUUUACGCCGUGUCGGCCACGAAAUGUUUGAUUCCCCUGUUACAAGUCGUUCCUGCGAACGCGACCAUGACCGCGACCAUGACCGCGACCUCAAUUUUUUUUCCAUGGUUUGGACUUUGGUGAAUAAUGUAAUAACCAACUAUACACAAGGCCUUGAUUGAUUAUCUCCUAGUAUUAUGACAUGAUAAAGUUGACAAGUUUGAAGCUGUUUUUGGGUCUUCCAAUUAAUAUGCUAAAUUUAUUGAAUUUCUUGCGCCGUGACUUAGUUGAAGGAUGCAGAUGGGUCUUGAUUGGUUCUGGGUGUUUUUUAUCAGAUGCAAUCUUCAUCUCUAAAUUAUGAUGUUAAGAAAAGAAACAAUUAUUGUUGUGGUCAUUUUAUGUUGCUUUUUUUGGUUAAUAGUUAUUAGUGAUGUGACUAUGUAACUGAAUCAUAUCAAGUAGCCCCAAUACAUCCUCUGUUUCAUAAAUAAAUAAUUCCUCUGUUUCUUAAAACUUGCAACAUAUUCCUUUUCGUGAUGUUCCACCAAUACUUGCUACAUUUCUUUUUCGGUAACUUUUUACACAAAAAUAGCUUUGUUCUAUAUUUUAAGCACAUGGACCAUGUUUCACUCUUGCUUCUCCUUGGUUCUUGUGUCAUUUACAGCUGUUGCAAGUAUUAAGCAACAGAGGAAGUAUGUAUUAUUAGUACAAGACUACUGGUUUUGUUAAUCACUGAGUAUUAAUAUUUUGUAUAUAAUUAUGCUAUUCUUGCUGUUUGCAUUUGUCCAGUAAUACCAGACGAACUACUGGUGGCCCCUGAUCAGUAGCUCUUUUACGUACUGCUCUCAGAUGCUGCUGCCUUUUUUUACUGAUUUUUUGAGCUACCAACAUCUGCAUCACUUAUUUCUCCUACUCUUCGGGGAUCAUGAGAAAAAAUGAGUGGCGGUUAGAAGUUUAGCAUGCAAAUACUUCGAGCAAAUCUAUUACUUGCAGGGAAAAAGGAAAAAAAGAUCUUGGAGUGAUCAAGACAAACGCUUCCUCUUCUUCAGCUGCCGCAACACAUAACGUGAAUUCGACAAAAGCUGCUUUAAUGGUGGAUGAUACCAUUGCAGAGGGUUCUGAAGUCAAGUUGGAAGCUAAGCAUAAAGCUGACGGUUCUUGGCAUCCAUGUCAAGUCUCUCUCUGCUCUGGUGGAGGACUUUCUGUAAGAUUUGAAGGUCAAGUUUCAGAAGAUAUAAUAUUGGACGUAGAAGAUGCAUUAGUCUGUCUUCGAGUACGUUCAGUUCCUUUGCAGGGGGAUGAUUGCUAUUAUAUUGAGGAAGGCAAACGUGUUCUUGCUGCUUGUGAGAACAACUUCCAGAGGUUCUAUUUUGAUGCAGUAGUGCAAAAGGUAACAAGGGUGCGACAUUCAAAAAGGGCUUCUUGCAGAUGCACUUUCAUGAUCCAAUGGCUUUCUGAGCAUGUUGAAAACGGAACUUCAUGUAUUCCAUCUAGUUCCAUCAUGAAGCUAGCUACAGAAAGCAUUAAGUCCCAUCCAAUUGUUGCGGCUUUUUUAAAUUCCCUGGAAAGAUCAUAUUUGUCUACUUCACCAUCAACCCCUACAGCUUUUGAUGAUGAUGACACUCAAAACGAAAUUGAUCUUCAAGGACUACUGAAGCAUAUAGAAGGAAUUGGCAGCUUCGCUGAUGCAUCCAAGAAGGAACUUUUAAAAGACACUCUUUUAGGAGCUGACCAUGCUGGAAGAGAUUGUUGGAACAAACUGCUUGCUUCAGAAGAAGUGAGCAAAUGUGUUCAAGUUAGUUGUGAAAGGAAUCAUUUGAGGAAACCAGCAAGGAGACAAAGUAUACAACCAGAAAGUGAGACUGUGGUAACUUCUGCACCAUCAUCUACAGAGGAACAAGUACAAAAUGUGUCUCCUCUCAGUCCUCUUGCAGCUCGUGCAGUCCUGGCUUCGUUAGUGUCAAAACUUCCCCACGAAAAUGAAUCUGUUGUCCAAAACGAAGGAAAAUGUGUCUCUGUGUUGGAUUAUUCCAAAUUUAUGCGUGUUUCUGGGGGCUCUGGUUCUUAUAUUGUAAACAAGGUGAAAACAAAUGAAAGAAAGGGUUCAGGCAAGAAGCUUCAUUCACGAAAGUCGAAUGGAAAAAUGGUGUUAUGUAAUAAAGUCGAAACCUGUAUGGAUUCAGGUGGCUGUUUAGCAUCCUCGAUGAGAGAUGAGGAGUUAACCCAGCCCGUGGUAGCAAGCAGAGUGACUCGUUCAACAAUGAAAAGAGAAAGUGCAAAUACGAAUCGAGAUGAUGAAACCACAACAUCAGCGAAAUACUCAACAACUGUUCCAGUGACACGAUCUGUAGCUCACAAAGGUAAAGGAAAUUUGGCUGUCAAGGUCAGUGAAAAAUUGCAGGACAAUAAGGCGAGACCAACCAGAUCAACAUGUUCUAAAAUAAUAAAAGAGUCUGAAGUUACAGAUGUAGAAGAUGAAAGCAGAAAUCUGGAUAAAGGGGCAAAAUGUACCACCUUAAGCAGUACAGUUCGUGUCACUCGUUCGACAGCUCGUGCGGGGACAGGAAAUUUGGAUGACAGGGCCAAAGAACGAUUCCAAGCUAAGCUAGAAACUGAUAGUGCUCAACUAGAUUAUUCUAACUCUGAUUAUGAGGCUAUGAUAUCAACAAAGAAAAGGACCUCUUCAUUGAUCAAUGCCAAGCCAACAUUAGCAGAAAGUGCUAAGAAGCAAAAGGGAUUAGAUGCUGUUGAGAGGCGACAAAAGACAACAGUUGAAGAUCUUCAUGGAAAUGUAGAUCCACAAUCCCAAAAGACACCAAUAUCUUCCAAGAAACAGCCUGCACGAUUUUCACCUCGGCUUAGGUUUUCGCCUCGCAUUCAGUCACAUGAUGAAUCUUAACUUCAGAUUCAACUGAUAAAUGAGGCAUGUAAGCGGAGUGGAGUCAUUGAUGCAGUAUGUACUUUGGAGUUGCAUAUACUCUUAUUUUGUCAGGUAAUCUUCUUAUUGAGAUUGCAUCACUGCUUCGCCAAUUCUGUAUACUACUUAGCAAGAGAAAGGAGAAUAUUAAUAUGCUUGUGACUUGCGUGGUAAAUGAGAACGUUACUAUUAUACCCCUGCUCUAGCUUUUUGAAAGGCCUCUUAUUGCAAGAGAGACUGCUUAGUCAUGGUGUGAGAACUUGCUGUAGGUAAUAUAAUUUCUCUGUUUGGCCAAGUUCCAUUAUCGAUGGUCAAUUAUGGCUAAUGCUCUGUUAGGCCAAGUACUGGAAAUAAAGCUUCGGAAGAAGGAAAUAGAAAAUUGCAGAAAAGGAAACAUUAUGCUUACAACUUACAAGUCAUUGUAUUAGUUUUACUAAGGCAUGUACCCCUCAAAAAAAAAAAAAAAAAAGUUACUAAGGCAUGGACCGGGGAGGUUUGGAUGUAUGCUUUUGUACCCAUAGUUGUUGAAAAUUUAUUAAGCAGUUGUUCCUACUAAAAGACCGUGUAUGAGCAUAUAUGGAAUGUAUGAAGUAUCAAGUAUUAUUGACCCCGUAGUGGACUUGUA